CAAAUAUUGAAAAAAUUAUGAAGAACAUCAACUAAUUUUAUUUGGAUAAAUAAAAUCACAAAUCGAAAUGGCAUUUAGUUUUAACAACUUCCUUCGGAUUAAUAGCUUCAGCAUACUGUUUAGUAUUACCUCAAUAAAUGAGAAAUCUAGGAGAUAUAUUUAAUUUAGAUGAUUAAAAAGAAUUCUUAGCUCUACUAACAACUUUCCACUAUUUGUUAAAUUCAUUUCUCCCAUACUUUUCUGGAGUAAUAAGAGAUUCUUGUGGAGAUUCAUUUGCAAUUCUUUUUCAAAAUAGUUUAUGCGUUAUUGGUUAAUUUAUAGCCACAAUAGGUACUCAUUCAGGAAGCAAGACUACCUUCAUAAUAGGACGUCUUAUUAUAGGUUGGGGUAUAGAGUCUUUAUUAAUUGUCUUAACUUCUUUUAUUUGUUCAUAUUACAAGUUUACUUAUUUGGUAUUUCUUAACUAAAUUAUUAGACUUUUGUGUUAGGGAUAUACUAACUCAUCUACAUGAGUGGAUUGGUUGUGUGUACCUUGUUUGCUCCAAAUAUUGAUUCUGCUUAUGGUUCAAAUGUUAUUGCAUUAUUAUUUACAAUUUUGGGAUUGAUUAUGGCUUAUGUAACAAAAGAUAUUGAUACUAAUGUACAAUCAAUAAUUGUCAAAUAAGGAGCAAAUUACUUUUAGAUAGAAGAAGGUAUUAAAAAAUCAUCUUAGCUUUUUUAAAAAUAAGGCCCAAGUGAAAUAAUAUAGUUAUAAGAUGAUGGAGAAGAAAUAAGAAUUGAAUAAGAUUAUAUUGAAGUCUAAUAAAUAAAUUCAGAAGUUUUUGAUCAAAAUAUUUAUGACAAUUGUUGUGGUUAUGGAAACAAACAUGAAUUUCCUGCAAUUUAUUGGUUACUUUUAUUCUUUUACACUUUUGCUUCAACAUCUGUUCUUGUUUUGGUUGGCUACGCUUAAGAAUUUCUCUUAAAUAAAUGGUUAAUCAACCUGUAGAAUGGAGAAGAUCUAGCUAGAACAUUGGUGACACUAAUGUGGCUAUUCUCAGGAUGUAUUACACCUUUAUUAGGAUUUGUAAUAGAUAUGUAUGGUUAAAGAUCAACAUUAGUAAAAUAUUAUGUUAAAUAGUUAGACUAUUUUCUCAGGUUUGAUGGCUGUAUGGGCUCACUUGUUAGUAUUACUCUAAUCUCCAUUUGAAGGUUUGUUAUUGUUAGGAUUCUCAUUUGCAUUAUCCUAUACAACUGUUUGGAGUAGUGUAUUAUAUAUAACUCAUCCACAUAAAUAUGGUAGAAGCUUAGCUCUUUUUGUUUGUCUAUAGAAUUUUGGAAUCUCUAUUACUCCUCAUAUUUGCACAUUCUUUGAAAUGUAUUAAGAGCUAUAAUUAGAUUGACCAAUUCUAAAAUUGUCACAGAAACAUUUUUAUUAUUGUUGGCCAUAUUAGCUACUACCGCAUCUUUACUUGUAUACAAAGAGGAUAAAAAAUUUGUAAAUCUUAUUGACAGAGGCCUUUAGGUAGAAAGUGAAAUUUCUUCUAAAAUGUAUAAAUUGAUAAUUAAUCUAAGUAAAUCAUCAAAAUUGUAAAAUUGA
This is a messenger RNA of Paramecium sonneborni, 1579 nucleotides long. The record is from the annotation of a GenBank genome assembly. Lineage: Eukaryota; Ciliophora; Oligohymenophorea; Peniculida; Parameciidae.